AUGAAUUGCAGUUGGAUGAAUGCUAAUCGUUUGAGUGAAGAGUAUGAAAAGGGAGUUGAGGAGUUUUUACAAUUUGCUUUAAAAAAACUUCCUGAAAGUAAAGGAAGGUUUUAUUGUCCUUGUGUUAUUUGUUUGAAUGAAAAUACAUUACAUUUUGAGGAAAUACGAAGUUAUCUUAUUUGUUUCUGGAUUGACCUGAACUAUAUCAGAUGGAUAUGGCAUGGUGAUUCGUUAAACAUGUCAAAUACCUCAGAAAGAGAGGAAGUUAAUGUAGAUAUGAACGAUCAACUAGAGGACAUGAUAUGUGAUGUUGGACAAGAGUCCUUUAAUCGUGCACAUGUAUAUGAUAAUUUGUGCAGUGACAAAGAAGAGCCUUUGUAUCCGGGACGCACUAACUUCACACGGUUGUCUGCGGUAUUGAUAUUGUUCAACUUGAAGGCGAGAAAUGGCUGGACAGAUAAAAGCUUCACUGAAUUACUUGAAUUGUUGAAAGAAAUGCUCCCAGAAGAUAUUUUAAUGCCGAUUAAGAUUUUGCUUCGAUAA
Cicer arietinum (chickpea) is the source of this 543-nucleotide messenger RNA. NCBI's taxonomy places the organism in Eukaryota, Viridiplantae, Streptophyta, Magnoliopsida, Fabales, Fabaceae. The record is from RefSeq and is a predicted model, not a curated record.